UGGCAAGGGCCCAAAUAUACAAGCGUGCUUCUGGUCUCUUCCUUCGCUCUGCCGUCACCGUCGCCGCUUCUGCUCGCCGCCGACCUAUGGAUCCCACGGCGCCGCAGCGCGGCACCAAGCGCCCCCUGCCCGCGACCGCCGCCGGGGACGAAGACGAUGACCGCUCCGCCCUCGGGGACCGCAAGGUGCGGUUCCCCAAGGGGAAGAAGGCCAAGUACCGCGACCCUGCUGCCGCUGGCAGCAGCGGGGAGGGGGGCGCCGCCGCGGAGGACAUCGACGAGCUGAUGAACCCCGAGCUCGCGGCGGUGAAGCGAGCGCGACGGCGCCACCGCAGGGAAGGGGACGACGCGCAGGGCACCGCCAACGUCAAGGGCUUCGAAAUGCGCUACAAGGACGACGCCAACUUUAUCGAUGAUGGUAUUGAGAUAGAACCUUUUAACUUGGAGCAAGAGAGGGAAGAAGGAUACUUUGAUGAAAAUGGGAAUUUUGUGGAGUUUGCAAGAGGCAACGAUAUGAAGGAUGCCUGGUUGGAUAAUGUUGAAGUAGACACCAAAUUUGCUGGAAAGGUUCAAAAGAAAAAAGACAAAGAAGAGGAGUUCCAGGACCUUUCUUCUGAUGAUAUUGGAAAGAUAAAAAGGAGAAUAGCAAACAUGCUUGAACCAGCAGAAACGAUAAUUCAGGCUUUGAAACGAUUGAAGAGUACAUCUACUGACAAUCGGGGAAGAAUGACUGAGGGGACCAAGCACAUAUUUGAUGAGCUGACAGAAGCUGCCAUGAAUCUAAUGGAGAAUGGGGAGUACAAUGUAUAUUCAGAUGAUCGGGAGACAUUUGUACGUGAGGCUGAGGGUUAUGAACGUCUAGCACGUGCCCGACUUGGCAUACCAGAAGUUGAAGAAGAUAUAUUUGCAGACGCCACAGAGAGUGGCCCGACUACCACGUCCUUACUGGAGAUGGACAGUGGUCCUUCAGCUGCCAAUACCUCUGCGACAACUGCUAUAGCAAAUGAUGAUGAUAAUAACUUUGACAUGUUUGGUGAAAAUGACGACACUGAUGUCAAUCCUGAUUCUGAUGCAAAAACUUUAGAUUCAGGUUCCAAUCCCGAGCCAGUACCACAAGAUGCUUCUGGAACCUCAGGUGCUGAAAAGGUUGGUAAUGGAAGUGCAGACUCAGAUUAUGUCUACGAUCCAUCGUCAGGUUACUAUUACAGCAGCAGCACAGGCUAUUACUAUGAUGCUGCAUCUGGGUGUUAUUGCGCUGCAUCUACAGGAACCUGGUACUCGUACGAUGAACAAUCAGGCACAUACACAGAAAUGCACGGCGAACAAACCGGCAUGCACAAAGAAGUAGAGGGAGAGGGGGUCAAGGAGUAGACGAGGUGUAACAGUUUGCCCCCAAGAUAGGUGGUUUCUACUCCCCAGUGUUUUGUUGAUGCGGUGUAGCUUCAGUAUGCAGUAGAGCUGUAGAGGCCCCCUGGAUCUCAACUAUCAUGUUGACGAGGAAAAGAGCUGGUUACUGAUGAUUGUAGGAUGUUAAUUGAAGUUCAUGCGAUCAUCCACGGAGCGUUUGCCCAGUUAUGAGUUGUCGUUUUUCUCUAACCAUUUGCCGACUGGCCCACCAUGUUCAUGCAGAAAGGAAACCUGUAACAUGUGUUAUGAUACAUCGCCCUUUGUGAAAUUGGAACCUCACUGUAACUUGUUGGACCAUAUACGUAGAAGUAGGAUGAUAGUUGGUCCUGAUUGAAGUUGCUUUGACAGAGAAGGUUUUGUAGCGCUGAAUGUUGCGUACUUGGCAUACCACGAGCACUUAAUUUUCUCUUCGUUGCUCUA
Triticum dicoccoides is the source of this 1826-nucleotide messenger RNA. RefSeq names its product CD2 antigen cytoplasmic tail-binding protein 2-like. Lineage: Eukaryota; Viridiplantae; Streptophyta; Magnoliopsida; Poales; Poaceae. The record is from RefSeq and is a predicted model, not a curated record. The transcript is spliced from 10 exons. Bases 87 to 1370 code for a protein of 427 amino acids. Gene Ontology annotation, cellular component: U5 snRNP.